AAGGACCCCGCGUGUGACGUCAGAGAGUUUCACCGGUGAAUAUUCGUCUGUCACCGCCGAAAAUAUUAAUCAAAAUCACCGUUAAACACCGUCAGUUCGACACAGUUUCACCCAUAAUCGCGCUGUGAGUGGUGGAUCUUUCGUUUCACGUCGAUAACUCGGAUUAAUUGACAUUGAUCCGUUGCUGACAUUCUCGCGACCGAACAAACAGAGGCAUUUAAAUCAGAAUCCGAAUCGAAUCUGAAUAUGAGCGCGCUUGAGACGGUGGAUCGAGUUGAGUUGUGUGAAAGUCUCUUGACAUGGAUUCAGACGUUUGGUGUGGAGGCGUCAUGUUCAACAGUAGAUCAGCUCACCAGUGGAGUCGCCAUGGCUCAAGUACUGCAGAAAAUUGAUGUGAUGUAUUUCACUGACGCUUGGAUCAGUCGUAUUAAACCUGAUGUCGGGGAUAACUGGAGAUUAAAGACCAGUAAUUUAAAGAAAAUAUUGAAAGGUAUUCUGGAUUAUAACCAUGAGGUGUUGGGGCAGCAGAUCACAGAUUUCACUCUUCCAGAUGUGAACCUCAUCGCAGAACAUGCAGACGCAGCUGAAUUGGGUCGCAUGCUGCAGCUCAUCUUAGGCUGCGCUGUUAACUGCGAACAGAAACAAGAAUACAUCCAGAGCAUAAUGAUGAUGGAGGAGUCGGUCCAGCACGUCGUCAUGACAGCCAUCCAAGAGCUGAUGAGUAAAGAGAUGCCCGUGUCCACAGGAAGUGACUCGUAUGGUGACCUGGACAGACAGUUGAAGACGACAGUGGAGGAGUUGAACGAUGCGUUGGCCAUUAAAGAGGAAAUCUCUCAACGCUGUCAUGAGCUCGACAUGCAGGUGGCAGCUCUACAGGAAGAGAAGGGCAGUCUGUUGGCAGAGAAUCAGGUGUUGAUGGAGCGUCUCAAUCAGUCAGACUCCAUUGAGGACCUGAACAGUCCAGCGGGUCGCAGACACCUGCAGCUGCAGACGCAACUAGAACAGCUGCAGGAGGAGACAUUCAGGUUGGAGGCUGCUAAGGACGAUUACCGCAUCCGCUGUGAGGAGCUGGAGAAGGAGUUACUGGAGGUCAGAGGUCAGAAUGAGGAGUUGACCUCUCUGGCUGAGGAGGCGCAGUCGCUCAAAGAUGAGAUGGAUGUGCUCAGGCACUCGUCUGAUAAGGUGUCUAAGCUGGAGGCUCAGAUUGAAGUGUACAAGAAGAAGCUGGAGGAUCUUGGAGAUCUGCGUCGUCAGGUGAAGCUGUUAGAGGAGAAGAACACGAGUUACAUGCAGAACACUGUGAGUCUGGAGGAAGAUCUGCGCAAGGCCAACACCGCACGAGGACAACUGGAGACGUACAAGAGACAGGUGGUGGAGCUUCAGAACAAACUCUCUGAAGAGUCCAAGAAAGCAGAUAAGAUGGAGUUUGAGUAUAAACGAGUGAAGGAGAAAGUGGACUCGCUUCAGAAGGAGAAAGACCGUAUGAGGACAGAACGAGACUCUCUGAAGGACACGAUUGAAGAGCUGAAGUGUGUUAAAGCUCAAGAGUGUCAGCUGACAUCAGGUCUGGUGCCGCUCGGCAGUAACGAGGCGUCUGAUUCGCUGGCUGCAGAGAUCAUCACGCCAGAGAUCCGGGAGCGUCUGAUUCGACUGCAGCAUGAGAAUAAGAUGUUGAAACUGGCGCAGGAGGGAUCAGAUAAUGAACAGAUCGCUCUGCUCAAGAGUUUACUAGAGGACGCCAACAGCAGAAAGAACGAACUGGAGAGUGAGAACAGGAGGGUGAAUCAGAGGUUAUUGACGGGUCAGUCUCAGGUGGAGGAGCUGCAGAAAUCUCUUCAGGAACACAGAUCUAAAUUAGAGGAUUCUGUUUUAAUGAAGAGGAAAUGCCAAGAGCAUCUUGAGAAAUUAAGAGACGCCACUAAUGAGCUUCAGAAGAAGAGUGCUUUAAUUGAAGAUCUGGAGAACAAACACACUUCCGGCGCUCGGAAGAUUGAAGAAUUGGUGGACGCUCUGAAGAAGAAAGAUGAAGACAUGAGACAGAUGGAGGAGAGAUACAAGAAAUACCUGGAGAAAGCCAAGAGUGUGAUCAGGAAUCUGGACCCUAAACAGAAUCAGGGUUCUGCUCCUGAAGUUCAAGCGCUGAAGAAUCAACUGCAGGAUAAAGAUAGGAUGCUGCACUCACUAGAGAAAGAAUAUGAUAAGACAAAGUGUCAACGAGAUCAAGAAGAGAAACUCAUUGUAUCUGCCUGGUACAACAUGGGGAUGGCUCUACAGAAGAAAGCAGCAGAAGAUCGUUUGGCCAGCACGGGUUCGGGUCAGUCUUUCCUCGCCCGGCAGAGACAGGCCAACAGCACACGCCGGGCGUAUCCGAGUCACGUGCAGCCCACCGCAACCAGGUAGAGCUUCCUGCCUCAGCUGUCGCCAUGGCUACCAUCAUCACAGUGGCGCUGUAGCUAAUCAGAACACUCGCUGUCUUACUCUCCUCUGAUGCCUGACAUGCGUCCUCCUCUUUCUCCUCUGGUGUUUUUGACUGUCAGUCAUGUACUGUAGUUUCCGGGUGUUUAAGAAGAGAUGCUGAUCACUUUACACUGCAGAUUCCACGUCAUUGACAGAAUCAACACACUCAUCUGGAAGUGAUUUAGAGAUGUUUCUUUAGCACACUGUCAUGUUUCAUAUAAUGUUUGUUUCCAUUUGCACGGACUUAUUAACCGUCUGUGACGGUAGUUUGUUUAAGAAACGUUGUAAACAAGGGCUUGCAGUCAUUUAAAGAUAAAGUGUGUUAAAAUACUUUCUCGGAUCUCAGUUUAAUGUUCAGAGUCGACUGUAAGUAAUCCAUUGAUAGUUCGGGUCAGACAUGUCUACUUCUGACUCAACCAAUAGCGUGAGUUUGGGGCGGGACUAUCUGUUUGACCAUCCAAUGGAAGAUGGGGGGAGUGUUUGUGAAACUUGUUUGAAAACGGAAUAUUUUUGGUGAGACUUAUGUUACAGAAACAACACACUUUGUCUUAAAUGAUCGUUAAGAGCGAACUGAAUCAAAACAGAGAUUAUUGGGAGUAUUUGUGACAGCUGUUCUGUGAUCAGUGUUUGUUUGCUUUAAGAGCAUCUCUGCUUAAACCCCGUCUAGACAUCUGUAUUUAUUCUGUCUGCAUUGUGUCAGGACAUAUUUCCUACAUAUGUUACGUUGAUACUUUACAUGUACUUUUCAUCAACACAUUGAUAUCUGUGCAUUGAAAGAGUGACAAUGUUGCACAGAAAUGAUGCCAAGUUUUCUUUAGAUAAACAUGAUCGUGAAGGCUGACGUGAGUUAAUCGCUGUUGUCAUGGCGAUUCUGCACUGACUGUACAUCUGUCAUGUUGUCACCAGCCGAGCGUUGCGUGUCUUAAGAGUUUGUGCUUAUUGUUGUAUGUUUGAUGUCACAUUCAUUCACGAUGCCUUAAUGGACACUCACUGAACUGAACUCCUGGUACUGUCUGUCAGGUGUGUUUCUGUCUGUAGUGAUGACAUCACAGGUCACAUGGAUCUCACAGGAUCAGGAUGUUCAGCGAGCAGUAACGUGUCUCUCUUUACUCAGAAUCAGAUGCUUCAUGAAUCUUCAGAUCACUUCAGUGGAUAUUUCUUUGAGGAAGUCACGUUAUAUUAAGGUCCCGUCCACACUGAUACAUUUUCAUUUAAAACACAUUGAUUUCGCUACGUUUACACCUCACACUCGUACUAGAACAGCGGUUUCCUCCACCGAAAACAGAGCAUUUCAACAAGUGCUCUCCAUUACCGCACGCUUUGGAAAACGAUGACAUUAGGAAACGGAUUAGUGUGGACGUGGCCUGAGGUUGUCGAGAUUUUAGAAAUGAAGAAACACGUUUCUCACAUUAUCUGAUCAUUUCUUCACAAUACUAACUAACAGCUUGAUCAAAAUGUAAAAUCGCCACCUAACUCAUUAAACAUGAUCAUGAAUAUGAAAGUCACCAUGAAACACGGUUCGCAAACCAUUUUACUUCCGUAAUUGUGGCCAACAUGUUUUGGAGAAAAAUGUUUCUUUAAUUAUUAAAUUGUUCCACCCUUUCAAUUGUUUUACUCGAAUUAAAGUUGAGAUUUUUGUGAAUAUUUUGAAUGAAAGAUCAAAAGGAUAAAAACGCACAGCCUUUGCUCAUAUUAGUGGAGGGUACUGUAUAACCUGCAGUUUGAGCAGUCAGUCUAAAAAAAAUCGUAUUUGAGAGAAAAAAAUCGGAUUUUUCUUGCUGUGUAAACAAAGCCGAAGUUGUAGGGUUAUUACAUUUUGAUGAAAGAUUAUAAAGAUUUUUUGUUUGUAGUAAACCUGCACUGAUGAAUCAGUCACAAUGUUAAGAAAACGACGAGUCAGUUUUGAUUUCAUGUUGACUUGAAGUGUCACCGACUCAUGUGUGUUUGACUGACAGCUGUCUAUCUCCUCUCUCUUCCAGUGAUGUUAAAGCAUGACCAGCAGGGGGUGGGGCUGCAUGACUCAUAUUGAUUUGUUCAUGCUGCUGAAUUUAACCUAUCCAUACACUAACUAACCCAUCAGCGUGCACAUGCUGUCCCAGAAUGCUAACCAUCAUGAGCUGUGUGCUUCUAACAUGCCGUGAGUGAGCUGUCAAUCAUUCUGACCUGUGAUCAGUGUUAUAGACUCACUGCAGUGACUGUUACAGUGUAAACCUUUAUUAACUUCCUGUUUGCCCGCAGGAAAUUAACCUGUAUGACUCUCACUUCUCUGUAUUGAUUUGAUUUGAUUUGAUUUCUAUUGAAUCUUCAUCAAUGUGGAGUGUAUCAGUAUUUUACCCCUGUAGUUUAUGAUUCAUAUGAAUGAAAUGCUUCAGACGUUACUGAAAGAGCCGCUGUGUAUUCAAGCCUUUAUAAUAAGCUGUUAAGAUGUAUUCUUUAUUUUAAUUACAUUAUGGCUUUUGCUUCUAGAUUCACUCGUGCUGUUGAACAUACAGAAUGAACGUCUGUAUGAAUGAAGAUUUAACUUCACCCUGAAAUUGCAGUAAAAUGUUACAAAUAUUGUACUGGCCUGUCACAUCUGGUACCGGUAGUAUUCAGCAAUCAGACACUUUUAUUCAUUUUUAUGCAAAAUCAUGAAGUGCUUUUACUUGAGUUAUUUUGAUGAUACAAUGUUACAAACUCCAACAGUAAAUCUUCUGUUGACAUUGAAACAUUCUCUGCUGCGUUUCUUCUUUAUUGGCUGUUACAAUUAAAUAUUCAUGUUACACAACGACACAGACGCCCGUCUGCAGACAUGUCAUUAUCAGUAUCUACAUGCAUACAUUUGAUUUCAUAUUCAAAGCAGUGUUUUUAUCCUCUUGUGUUGUUUUUAAUAGGAGAUUGAUUAUAUAUUGAGGGUUUGUUGUUUCCCCACUGAAUGCACAGCAGGUUUCUCUCAUGUGUGGAGUGAGGUCAGAGGUUAAACUUCUCUCCACCGUCCAUAACCAGAGAAACAUCUUCACACAUAUCUCACAGAACUAAUAACCUCAUGACAUCUACAGAGGAAACAUGGAGAAAUACUUCAGUCAUUAAGUUUUAUGGUUGCUGUAUAAUUGUGUUUUUUAAAUGAAUUGAACUUUCAUAAUCUUCGUAGCUGAAGCAGCAGAAGCUCUUUCCAUUUGCCAAGUUUUAUAUUGCUUGUAUACAAUCUGUACAUACCGUAUGGAGCAUCAGUGCACAGUUAAAAACAUGGAUUGAUUAUUAGAUUCAUUUCAUGUGUCUGUAUUAAAACUGUUGAUCGAUUUGUGCUUCCAAAACUGUACAGUUGAAGUUCAAGUUGUAAAUAAAGCUUGUAUAAAACAUUCAUGAUUCAAAAG
This is a messenger RNA of Myxocyprinus asiaticus (Chinese sucker), 5810 nucleotides long. RefSeq names its product protein Hook homolog 3-like. Gene Ontology annotation, cellular component: centrosome; cytoplasm. The record is from RefSeq and is a predicted model, not a curated record. NCBI's taxonomy places the organism in Eukaryota, Metazoa, Chordata, Actinopteri, Cypriniformes, Catostomidae. Gene Ontology annotation, molecular function: dynein light intermediate chain binding; microtubule binding. The transcript has 22 exons. Gene Ontology annotation, biological process: cytoskeleton-dependent intracellular transport; cytoplasmic microtubule organization. Bases 247 to 2400 code for a protein of 717 amino acids.